AUGAUCUACAGUGGAACAAGCACUGGCGGCUGCACCCGAAACAGCACAGCAACAGAGACCAAGAUGAUGACAUCAACUAAAAUAGCCUCAUCGAAAACUACAACUCUUCAUAUCCACUCCAGCUCUUGUCUGACAGGCGCUAGUGAUCGGACAACAACUCCUUCAGUCGAAUUUCGCCACUUGGCUCCAACUGCCUCAAUUGAUGUGAUUAAUUUGGAAGAUCAACUUCUGGGCAAAGCCGAAAAACAGGUUCCAAUAUCUGAGAAUAGAAUAGACUAUUUAAAGACGAGAGGUGCUGCAGCUAGUGAGAUCACCUCAAGUGCGACGUCCGGUGGCGAAAGCUCACUAGCUAGAUGCAAGUCACAGUCAAGGCAAUCCAAUACCGCUUUAACUACAACUACAGCAUUUGAAAUGGGGUCAAAAACACUUAUGCAAAAGGUAAGACUAUUUGCUGCAGAUUAA
This is a messenger RNA of Protopolystoma xenopodis, 462 nucleotides long. Lineage: Eukaryota; Metazoa; Platyhelminthes; Monogenea; Polystomatidea; Polystomatidae. The record is from the annotation of a GenBank genome assembly.